Molecule: messenger RNA, 381 nt
Organism: Exophiala viscosa
Lineage: Eukaryota; Fungi; Ascomycota; Eurotiomycetes; Chaetothyriales; Herpotrichiellaceae
Product: transcription initiation factor TFIIA small subunit
Exons: 4
Coding region: 1-381 (126 amino acids)
Biological process (GO): transcription initiation at RNA polymerase II promoter; RNA polymerase II preinitiation complex assembly
Cellular component (GO): transcription factor TFIIA complex
Molecular function (GO): TBP-class protein binding; RNA polymerase II general transcription initiation factor activity
Source: RefSeq, a predicted model, not a curated record
AUGACGGCUCCGCAACAGUAUUACGAACUCUACCGGGGCAGCAGUGUCACUUUCCGUGUUCUUCGUAUCGGCGAGGCACUCAUCGACACUAUCGAUGAUCUUAUCAACGAUGGACGGAUAGAACCCCAGCUAGCGAUGAAGAUUCUCGCAAACUUCGAUCGCUCCAUCGCCGAAACGCUCGCCGAAAAGGUCAAAUCCAGACUCACCUUCAAGGUCCGCAAGCCGAUGUACGCUGGGCAUCUGGAAACAUAUCGGUUCUGCGACGAUGUGUGGACGUUCCUUGUCAAGGACGUACGAUUCAAGAGCGAUGGUGGCCAAGAGUUCCAGGCAGACAAAGUCAAGAUUGUCAGCUGCAAUUCCAAGAAGCCCGGUGAGGUCUAG